This is a messenger RNA of Formica exsecta, 2308 nucleotides long. It is a transcript of the gene Ate1, whose product is annotated as arginyl-tRNA--protein transferase 1. Gene Ontology annotation, biological process: protein arginylation. Gene Ontology annotation, cellular component: cytoplasm. Gene Ontology annotation, molecular function: arginyl-tRNA--protein transferase activity. The transcript is spliced from 10 exons. The record is from RefSeq and is a predicted model, not a curated record. NCBI's taxonomy places the organism in Eukaryota, Metazoa, Arthropoda, Insecta, Hymenoptera, Formicidae. Bases 172 to 1848 code for a protein of 558 amino acids.
GUGAAUGUAGCGUCAAACCGGAGUGCAUCUCUUGGAUCAAAGAUAUCCUAUCUAGAUAUUUGUGUAUUAUGCAAUUCAGAACUGCAUCAGCUGUAAUUGACAAUUUGACAAGCGGAUGAAAGCAAAGCAACAAUAGUUAUCGGAGCCCAAUUGAUCCAUAAAUUUGCUGAAAUGGCUAAACAAUCGUACAGCAUCGUGGAAUAUUAUGCAGAACACGAGGGCUAUAAGUGCGGCUAUUGCGAAGGUUCCGACACGAACUUUAGUCACGGCAUGUGGGCACAUUCGUUGACAGUGCAAGAUUAUCAGAGUUUGAUAGACCGAGGAUGGAGACGAAGCGGCUGUUACUGUUACAAACCUACUAUGAACUUAACCUGCUGUCCACAAUAUACUAUAAAAUGUGAAGCAUUAGACUUUAGAAUAUCAAAAUCUCAAAAAAAGAUUUUAAAGCGUAUGACGAAAUUUUUGAGAAACGAAUUGACAAACGAUAAUGUUGGCGCUACAAGUGAAGAUCAACAAGAUAAUAUAGAUAUAAAUAAUAAGGAAGUAUGUAAUUAUGCAAAAUAUUUGACGAAAGCGGAAAAAAAUGCGUCUCAAAUUAAUGUUUCAUCUGUUGAUGAUGAACUUAGUGGAAGACUGUCUGUCAAAUUAGUAAAAUCCAAAUCUCAAGUAAACUCUACUUCUGCAUCGAGGAGCAGUCAAGAACAGAUAACAAAUUCUGACAGCAAAAGCAGUCUGCAUGUUAGAAAUGAAAUUACUAAUGUAGUGCCUUGCAAGAAAGCAAAGAUCUUACGCUUGGAACGCAAGCAAAAUAAAUUGUUGGCUCAAGGUAAAUCGCAAAGUGAAAUUGAAAGUAUCAUGAAAGAGAGAAAACAACAGAAUUAUAUUAAGCCUUUAGAGGAAUUAUUCGAUGAGGUGUAUACUGGUUUAAAAAAGUUGGAGCUGAGAUUAGUUCGAACUGCGCCGAUGAGUCCUGAAUACCUAAAGACCUCGAAAAAGUCUUACGAAGUUUAUAAAAAGUAUCAGAUGACGAUACAUGGAGACCAAGCUGAAAAGAUCACAGAACAACAAUAUACGAGAUUUCUCGUGAAGUCACCUUUACAGAUGAAAUUGGUGAGAGUGAUGUCAGACGAGUUCCUUAGUACCUUUGAUGCGAGCGCAAAUCUUUAUAAAAGAUAUCAAAUGGUGAUUCACAAUGAUACUCCGGAGGAAUGCAAUCAAAAGUCAUUCUUUAACUUUCUUGUAAAAAGUCCCUUGCAGCAAUGGACACCCAAUAAUGGACCACCUCAAGGAUAUGGCUCUUUUCAUGAGCAAUAUUGGUUAGAUAAUGAAUUAAUAGCAGUCGGAGUGAUAGACAUUUUGCCGUCGUGCGUCUCGAGCGUGUACUUUUUUUACGAUCCGGCAUAUAGUCAACUCUCUUUAGGAACUUUUAGUUCUCUGCGAGAAGUUUAUCUAACGAGACAGUUUAACAAAGUCGCGAGUGACCUGAAAUACUAUUAUAUGGGCUUUUACAUUCAUACAUGUCCGAAAAUGCGAUAUAAGGCCAAAAUGCGACCAUCGAAACUUCUAUGUCCACAAACAUAUGUGUGGUGCGACGUAGAGCCCUGUUUAAUUAAAUUGGACAAUGAAAAAUACAGUCGUUUGAAUGACGAUUCGAACGCGAUUGAUGAGGACGGUAUAAUCGAUAUUCGAGAGGUACUGAUUUUAUACAAGCGUAUUGCGAUGCCAUAUAAGAGAUACAGGGAACAACAAAAAACAUGUCAAACAACACGGGAAGAGAAACGCAAAAUAGAGGAAUAUGCCAGCCUUGUCGGAAUGCCAUGCGCGCGAAGGAUGCUGCUCUAUCGCUAAUCCGGAGAAUAAUUAUAUAUAAAAGUAACUAACAAUAUCGUAUCUCGGAAACUUAUCGUAAAAGAUCCUUUGAAAAAUGUUUUAGAGAUUUAUAAUUGUUGGCUGAUAUCAUGGACAAGAAAAUUGUUAAUUUAGCUAAAACAGAGUUUGCAACAAAAUUUGCUUAGAAUAAUUAUAAAUUUGAGUAAAAAUAAUUACAUUUUAUUAUUACACUAUUUAUGCGUUUUUUUUUUAUUUUGUUAUCGAUACUUACGUAUAUAUAGAGUAGAACAGUCGAUAUGUAUGUCAGUUGACUGAAAGGAUAAUGAGGUAGAAAAACAAUAUUUCUUUAUUCAACCAUAUAUCAAGAUAUAAAUACAUGAAAGAAAUUUAAUAAAACAAUUAAUGUGAAAAUCGAUAAAUAAUGAACAAAGCUACGCAACACUAAGGAAUAAUAUAAUUUUAUCAUACGUUUUCUAAA